AUGGCAGUAAUUUGUUGGAGAAUAUGGAUUGCAAGAAAUGAUAAGUGUUUUAACAAUUUCGAGUGGACAGUCUCAGAAGUGAAUUCCAGAGCAUUGGCACAAUUACAUGAAUUUUCAUCUGCUCAUGUGUUGAAUAAUCAAUCUUCGGCUAUAGUUAAUGGUUCAACUCGGCAGGUUCAGCGGUGGAGGCCUCCACCGCCGGGAAUGAUCAAAAUAAAUUUUGAUACGGCCUUAAGUAUUAGUAACCGUAUUGCAGCUGUUGGAAUAGUAUCUCCUGAAAUUGCGGAGGCACUGGGGAUGCGGCAUGCCAUUAUGAUUGUUUCUCAACUUGGUCUAAGGAAUAUUAUUAUUGAAGGUGAUUGUUUAAAUGUGAUCUCUGCAGCUCAAGGCAAAAAGGAUAUUCCGUCAACAAUAAAAGUCAUAAUCUUUGAUACCGUUCGCUUAUCAUCGUCGUUUAUAUCUUGCGACUUUGCAUAUGUUAAGCGAAUGUGUAAUUGGAUGGUCUAUGAAGUGGCUAAAAAGUUCUUAAAGCCUCCUUUUUAG
Mercurialis annua (annual mercury) is the source of this 543-nucleotide messenger RNA. RefSeq lists its product as uncharacterized. The record is from RefSeq and is a predicted model, not a curated record. Gene Ontology annotation, molecular function: RNA-DNA hybrid ribonuclease activity; nucleic acid binding. Lineage: Eukaryota; Viridiplantae; Streptophyta; Magnoliopsida; Malpighiales; Euphorbiaceae. The transcript is spliced from 2 exons. The coding region runs from base 1 to 543 and encodes 180 amino acids.